This is a messenger RNA of Mesocestoides corti, 225 nucleotides long. Lineage: Eukaryota; Metazoa; Platyhelminthes; Cestoda; Cyclophyllidea; Mesocestoididae. The record is from the annotation of a GenBank genome assembly.
AUGUUAACGAAGGCAUGGCCGCAUUCAAAGUCGCAUGUGUGUGCAGUUGAUGAGCUGAGUAGCAGUACGGAGGUGCUGACGUCGAAGGCGACGACAGCAGCAGCGGCGGAUGCAGAAGCGGUGCCUCCGAAGAGACGCGGCGUUCUACGAAAGGCGGGGCGGGCUUCUGCGAACCGUCGCACCAAGCGGUCCACGUUCUCGAGUGGGACCGACAAGGUGGUGUAG